Messenger RNA from Syngnathus typhle (broad-nosed pipefish), 2944 nucleotides. Its product is annotated as serine/threonine-protein kinase 24-like. Gene Ontology annotation, molecular function: protein kinase activity; ATP binding. The coding region runs from base 105 to 1412 and encodes 435 amino acids. The record is from RefSeq and is a predicted model, not a curated record. The transcript has 11 exons. Lineage: Eukaryota; Metazoa; Chordata; Actinopteri; Syngnathiformes; Syngnathidae. Gene Ontology annotation, biological process: protein phosphorylation.
AGUCCACCAUAGCCGCAGUACCCGGACCUUGUAGUCCCGUGGGGCCAAUCGCUUAACGAGUAGUGGACAUUAGUUGAGCCAAGAAGCUCCGAGCCAGUCCCACGAUGAUGGCCCAUCCCCCUGGGAACCUGCCAGGGAUGCAAAACGUCAGAGUGGACCCAGAGGAGCUCUUCACCAAGCUGGAGCGUAUCGGCAAGGGUUCGUUCGGCGAGGUCUUCAAGGGCAUCGACAAUCGUACUCAGAAAGUGGUGGCCAUCAAGACCAUUGACCUGGAGGAAGCCGAGGAUGAGAUCGAAGACAUUCAGCAGGAGAUCACUGUGCUGAGCCAAUGUGACAGCCCCUUUGUCACCAAGUACUACGGCUCCUACCUGAAGGAUGCCAAGUUAUGGAUCAUCAUGGAGUAUUUAGGAGGAGGCUCAGCUUUGGACUUGAUGGAGCCAGGUUCUCUGGAUGAGACCCAAAUUGCCACCAUUCUGAGAGAGAUCCUUAAGGGGCUGGAGUAUCUGCAUUCCGAGAAGAAGAUCCAUCGUGAUAUCAAAGCCGCCAACGUGCUACUUUCCGAGCACGGCGAGGUGAAGCUAGCAGAUUUCGGAGUGGCCGGCCAGCUCACCGACACCCAGAUCAAGCGCAACACUUUUGUGGGCACGCCUUUUUGGAUGGCUCCCGAGGUCAUCAAACAGUCUGCGUACGACUCCAAGGCCGAUAUUUGGUCUCUGGGCAUCACAGCCAUCGAACUGGCAAAAGGCGAACCGCCGCACUCGGAGCUCCAUCCCAUGAAGGUUUUAUUUCUAAUUCCAAAGAACAACCCUCCGACGCUGGAGGGAAACUACAGCAAGCCGCUGAAAGAAUUUAUCGAAGCUUGCCUCAACAAGGAGCCCAGUUUUAGGCCGACCGCCAAGGAGCUGCUGAAGCAUAAACUGAUUGUGCGCCACGCUAAAAAGACGUCCUAUCUGACCGAGCUGGUGGACAAGUACAAACGAUGGAAGGCCGCGCAAACCAGGACCGCCAACGAGUCCAGUUCCGAUGACUCUGACUCGGAGCAGGAUGGGCAGGCGUCAGGCGGGAAUGACUUUGGCAGUGACGACUGGAUCUUCACCAUCCGGGAGAAGGACCCGAAGAAGCUACAAAAUGGCGAGGGACAGUCAGGCGCGACCGAGCAGGUGCCUCGACAAACAAAAGCCAUUCCAAAGAGGCCUUAUUCACAGAGCCUGUCCACAGUCAUCACUCCUGCGUUCGCAGAGCUGAAGGCCAGACAUGAGCAAGCGAACCGGAAUCCCGUCGUCCUGGACGGUUUGAAGGAGGCCAUCUUGCGGGCCGAGGAAGCCUACCCGGGCAUUUUGGAUUCCCUGGUGGCGCACAUGAUCCACAGGCUUCAGAGUUUCUCCACAAGCAGGUCGUCCUCUUCUUCGUAAAGCGAGUGGCUCUCCGCUCCCCACCCACGGAACCCUCCUCCAAGCACCCCCUUCUGCCGUUCACUCGGUAGCAGCUGAUCUCAAUCGACAUAUAUUCCGACGGGACUCGUGCCGGCUUUGCCGCUACGCGGCAAUUGGCUCGGCCGAGCGACGAGGCUCUUUUCGCCCCGAGGCAAGACUUCAAUCCGGCCCCUCCCUUUUAAGUGGAGCUUGCAGCGUAUCCCACCUUUGACGGAGCACGCAUGUAACGGCGCCAACGUCCCGACGUCGGCACCAACAUGCCCAAAAGGUAAAUGGCAUUCUCUGUGGGAAAACUCAGGUAAAAUGCUUUAUGCUGGGGUUGUCACUUUGCAGCAGGGGAUUGAUUCGUCGCUGUACCCCCACACAUUUUGCAGAUGCUUCUACUGAAAGAGAAGAGAAUAAGCAGAAAUUGGGUUUUCUUUGUUUGUUAUUGUUUCGCUUUUAUCUUAUUUCAUUUGAGUUAGUUCCAGCAGUCUGAGUGCAGAGCCCCAGACAUAAUUGAGACAAAAAAGGAAAUGCUCAUUUGUAAACAAUGAAAUAGAUUUAACAUACGCAUGAAACUUCAGAAUACUUAUUUGUCGAUUGGGUAUUCCCAAGAACAACUUGUGUGGGUGGAUAAGCAAAUGGGCACGCAAUAACCAGAUCCCCCCCCCCCCCCCCCCCCCCAUUCAUUCAAAUUCCAAAUUGCUUAUCUUCAUGCCUAUCCCAGUAGGCGGGGUAUGUCCUGAACCGGUUGCCAGCCAAUCACAGGGCACGCUUGGACAAACAACUAUUCACAUUCACCGAUUUUUUUUGGAGGUCGAUCGGCCUAUCAUGCACGUGGAAGGAAACCGGAGUUACCAGAGAGAAGCCUCGCAGGCAUGGGGAGAAAAAUGCAAACCUCGGAGGUUUCUUUUUCUAUUCUACCCACUUGUCUGGGGCUCUGUAGCGAGUCACAGUUUUCUCUGUGUCAAUUUACAAUCCUUUCGUUUCAAUGGCCUGCUUCGUGCAACGAUGUUUUAAAAGGAUGCAACACGGCCAAACAAUGCCACUCAUCAUGCCCUCACACGAGAAGUGCCACGGCUUGUCAUUUUUGUUUUAUUUUUAUUAUUAUUAAUUGUUAUGGUCUCCAAUUCAUUUUUUUUUUUUAAACUGGUCCGAACUGAAUUGAAAGCAAACAUUUUUACAGUCGCUAAUAGCCAUGUUGCUAUGUUUACUUAAGAGCUCCAGAGUCUACUGUGCUAAAGCAGCAAUAAUGUUGAUAAGUAUCACUUGUCAACGCAGGUAAGAAGCAAAUUAAGAAAUAUAUGGUAUUUUUAUAACUGCAGUUAUGGAAAUAUGGAAUGCUUAGCUGAAAAAAAAAAAAAAAAAAAGCAACACAAAAAAAAAUCACGUUAAGGAAAUUGUGUACAUUUGUUUAUCAUAGCAAGCAGUUUAUAGUAGUGUAUAUAAUAUUUGCUCGAGGCAUUGGAGAAAUCAAAUGUAAGCGUUCAAAGUGGCAUAAGAAAUAAAGAUGCUACUGCUGAUUGCAA